AUGUAUAACAAUGUCUACGACUCUCCACACUUCUACCAAAAUCCACUACAGUACCCUCCAAAUCAAAGGGGACCAUCUUGGACUAAUGGUACGAAUGGAAAUGUAGGUAAUGGUCCUGGAUCAGCCAACAAUAAUGGAACAUAUAGUACUCAAAAUGGAGGUACAGUACCAUCAGGAUCAUAUAAUGCUAAUCAUAAUGGACCUACAGUACCAACAGUACCAUAUAAUAGUAAUUCAAAUGGACCUACAGUACCAACAGGGCCUACUACAGACCACAGAAUCCCAACACACUACCAGCCUCGAGUACAUUACCGUGACGAUCCUACUGUAACAUACGAAGCUCCGAAGUCAGCACACCGUCCUCGACCAGCAUCGACCGGUCGAAAGCCACAACGACGGUCCGUAGCGGCGUUACAGGACCUACAACGAUACUUUCAGCCUCCACAACAGAGAACGGUACCAGACAGUACCAAUUUCAACCCAGCCGCUUAUCAGGGCUACAGUAUGGCUCAGGGGUAUGGUACUCAACAUGGCUUUGGUACAAACGCUCAAGGAUUUGGUACCAAUCAGAAAGGCUUUGGUACUAACCAUGGUAUGUAUGGUACAAAUGUUCCUUUUGGUACACACCAACAAGUCUUUGGUACCAAUCACCAAAAUUUUGGUACAAAUCACCCUACCUUUGGACCCAAUGGAGGCUAUGGUACCACAUUACCUUACAAUACCUCAACCAUGCCGAGAAGUCGAAAAAAUCGACCGGUUGAUAAUAAUCGAAGAAAAAGCGUCACAGAUGACGGACGACAAAACAUUUUUCAAUGGUUCAAGUACAAGAUGACACGAAACGAUGACGAUCGACGAGUCUAUGCCUCAGGGUCUUUGCCAAGAAAUUUCGCGCUGAGAACCCACAGUCCAAGGUCUCAUAGUGUACCACGCAAAAAAGAGGCUAGGCCUGGAUUGGGGGCCUUAAAUGGGCGUGGUAAUUUUGGUAAUACGGGGCAUGGUGCUUUUGGUGGUACUGAUCGUAUUGGUCAUGGUACUCUUGGUAGUACUGGUCAUACUGAACAUAGCACUUUUGGUAAUACCGAUCGUACUGGCCAUGGUACUCAUGUUAAUACUGCUCGUACUGGUCAUACUGUUUUCGGAGGUAGUGCUGAUAGAAAUGGUCAAUUCAUAUAUGGACCAGGUGCUGGGCUACCAAAUUCAAGCCUAGAAAGAAGCCAAAAUAGCCAAGAAAGAAAUCAAAGAAGCCAUAACACCCAAAGAAGACCUUCAACUCACAGCCCAAGUAAAAACAGUAUCAAUCCUUACGGACAAAGAGUAUCAAACGACUCAAAAAGUCCAAAAAGAUCACUAGAAAGGAUUAUUCUACCCGAUAUUAAGGAUGGAAAUCAAAGUCUAGGCCAGAAAAAGAGUGCUCAAGGCCCCGAAAGUCGAGGACUUGGCCAACAAAGCGAAGCCAGACGUACUGAAGACCGUGCACAAGAUAUUACAAAGAAAGUCAGAUCAAUAUCACCGGCCAAAAAUGGUAUUAAGAACCAGUUUUCGCCAGAGCCAAAGAAGAGGACUAGUGUACCAAUUAAAGACCAAAAAACUCAAAAUCCACCCCCAAAUAAAGAUCGACAUAGCCAAAAUCCACCCCCAAAUCAAGCCCACGCUUGCCAAAAUCUCAACUCAAGCCAUGGUGAAUACUAUGACAAUCAUAACCCUAUGAUGUAUGGCUACUACAAUAUAGGACGAGACCAAAUUGAUGGUAAUACUGGUACACUUCGAUCAAACAACGGUACUCUGACAAGAAAGAGGAUCAUAAGGUACGAUGCUGAUGGAAAUCCAAUCAAUAAUAGUGUGGUACAGAAUGAAUACACAGCUUGUCCAAUGGGUAAUGAACAUGGCUUGAGAAGAGAUGGUUUUGUUAUCAAUUCAGAUGAGUCUGUUACUGAGAAGAGCCCAUUUUUAGGUAAUACUGAGGAGUUUUUGGUCAGAAACGGCGAUUUUUCGUCCAAAAAUGAUCAUUUAUUACCUAAAAAUGACGAUUUCACCUCCAUAAGCCACUUAUAUCGACUAGAAAACCCAAAUUUCAACUCACUACACCAUCCACAAUAUCCCACAUUCAGCAAUCAACCCUUCGACUCAACCACCGACUUCCCACCAGAACCCCCACCAGACUACUCCGACCGUAGCGAGCCUUCAGAAUCCCGCUCACCGUCCCCAUUCUCACAACCUCCACGAGUACGAUUCCGUUUCCCAAGUGCUGACGACAUUCACAGUGUAAAACGAGAUGAUAAACUGGAAGAAACGGUCGAAACUGUGUCACAGCCUAAGGGCUUAUGGGCUAGAACCUUUGAUUUGAAGAUCUACAAGAAGCUACGACCGCUGAUUCAAAUCCGAGGUGUGAAAGUUGAUGAAAAAGAGAUUGGUAAGGAGAGAAUGAAGGAUAAUAUUGAGAGGAAUGGAGGGAAAAUGAAAGAGAAUGCCGAGAAAAUGGAAAAGACCAAGGAUAAUAUGGAGAAACAGGGAAGUAAGGUCAAGGAAAAUGGAGGUAAAGGCAAGGAAAUUGACAAAAACAUGAAUAAGAUGAAGGAAAUGGACAAAAACAAAAUUAAUCUUGCUUUUAUUUGCGACACCGACAAGAUUAACAUUAAUGAAAAGCGUUCAUCCACUUUUGAAGAUCACAAGUCAAGCCUAAAACAAGGUCAAGCUAAAGAAAAGGGUGAAAAAUCAAGCCUAAAACAAGAUUCAAACAAAGCCAAAGAUCAAAAAUGUUUAAAAAUAUUAGAAUCUGGCCUAAAAUCAGAAGGAAAUAACAGAGAAAAUGAAGAAAAUGGGUCAAAGAUAGAUGGGAAUGGCUCAAAACUCGACGGAAACGGCCUAAACCAAGGAGAAGAUGGCUUGAAAUCAACUGAAAAACCUUCAAAAUCUAUUAAAAUUGACUUGAAUUCGACUGAAACAGAUGUGACAGUAUCUAAAGAUAACGAUACAUCGAAUCAAGAAUCUAUAACAAAGCCAGAAAGUUCAAAAGAAUCAAAGAAAAAAGGAGGAACUUUCAGGACAUCCAAGUUUUUCGACUCUUGGAACGAGAAAAAGGCUUCAAAAGCUAAGAUUUUGGCUUCUGAAAAGACUACAGAAGAUAACAAAGCUUCUAAUUCAGUAGCCAAAGGCAGUACCAUCAAGUCGUCUCCAGAAGUCAAGCAAGAAACAAUAAAAUUAAGGCCAAUACCACCAGAUCAAUCCAAAAAACCAACCGAAAAACUGAAAAAUUCGGCGGAAAAAGCGAAAUUAUCGGUUGAAAAGUUCACAGCCGCAGUAAAGGAAUCAUUGAAGAAUACCCAAACUGAUCAACCAACUCUAGCCGAGACUAUAAACCAGCCAGCGAGUAUAUUACUCAACCAGUCUGGCAAGAAACGACGAGCUCCCGACCCUCCAAUGCUACCUCAAAGUCAGUACAGUGAGCUUCAGAAGCCCAAGAAGAUGGACUUAAGAACUGAUGUUUUAGAUGCGGAAAUAGCGUUAAAAAUGGCAGAAGAUGCCUAUAUGAAUCAUUAUGUUAACCAUGAGGUCGUUGAGAAAAAAGAUUUGUCAAAUGAUAUUAAGGAUGGUUUUGCUGGAAACAAUAGAUCAGGUGAGGUGUAUAACAACAAGAUCAAGACCAAUAUUGAUCUAAAUGGCUCAACAAGAAGAGAAUCAACUAAUCCUACUGUAAAUUACGUAGAAAUACGACCAGAUACGACUCAUCUACCUCAUUUCCCACUAACAACAUCUUAUAUUCACCAUGAUGAUGACAAUGCCAUUUCUAAUGUUGUGUGCUAUAAUGAUAACCUCGGUGACAUACAGAGCAAAGGUAAUAGUAUUGACUACUAUCACAUUAAAAAUGACAGUAAUAACUUGAAUACGACAGGAAAUACGAUGAGAUGUUUAGAAAGUGCGAAUGAUUUCAUGGUUAAUAUAGAAAAAGGUCCAGAAGAAAGGUUUAGGGAGACCGAUGGUUCCAAAAAUGGAAAUGUAGAUACAACGAAGUCUCAGUUAUCGAAUACAGUACUCAGAUACGAUCCAAGUAAAGGUACGCUAGUGGAACAUAGCCUGAAAUCGGGUGAAAGAGAAGAACCUACCAUCAAUGCUGGCCUUCAAACUCAAAAAUCGAUAAGCAUGACUACAACAGCUCAUUAUAAUGGACAAAAUCAACAAUCUACAGGCGAGUACCGUAACCUAGAAUAUUUUAUACGACAAAAACCAAGUAAUUAUACCCAAAAUUUCAAGGAUUUUCAACGAAAAACCGAGGAAAAUCGACGAAAUUCAGCCAAUUUACCUUCAUUUUCUGGCUCAACUACUGUUGUACCAAUGAAUUAUGAUGGUAAUACUGUGAGUUAUGACAAUAAUACUAAGAAGAAUGUCAAUGAUGCUAAGAUGAAUGAGUAUGUCGAACAAUAUGACAAUAACACACCUUCUACAUCAGAGUACAAAGAAAUCUCUAGCUUCAGGAAGAGAGGGCCUGGAGCGUCUGAAACUUAUGGUAGAGAAGGAAGGGAGCCAGAAGCUUAUCUUGGAGAUAAUGUGGCUUCAGAAUCUCAUCGUGGAUCCAAUUUGACUUCAGAAUCACAAAGAAAACUCAAUUUGGAUUCAGAAUCUCAUCGUGAAGGCAAUCUGGUUUCAAAAUCCAUCUACAACACCAGCAUGGCUUCAGAAUCCUUCCUCGACCAAAAUAUGCCUUCAACCUCCAACUACAAUUUAAACACGACUCCAGAAUCCCUCCUCGACUCAAAUAUAGCCGCGGAAUUCGAGAAAAUCCAACAAAAUUUGCAAAAAUCCGCUGAUGCCCUGAGGCAAACGGACCAAAUAAUCAGCCGGCAUGACGGAUUAACACAAAAAACAGCCCAAAUCGCCCAGUCCGGAGUGUGUUACGUUGGCGGCGCUCGCAUCGAAUAUCAGCUGGACUUGAGCGACGGCCCGCUGAUCGUUCAUUUCCAGACCAAGAUGGGUAAUAUCGUGUGUGGCGGAGGGGAAUUGCCGGAGAAUGGUGAUGCAUACACGUGGACUAAUCAACUACCGGCCAAGGGGGUUAUUACUGGUAAGGUUCGGGCGGGUUUGGGGGGGGGGGUGUAAAUGUAGUUUUAGGAUGAUUUUGCUGGGUAUUAGAAAAGUUUUGGUCGAUUUUUGACCUAAAAAGUCAAUUUUUUAUAAAAUUUAGAUAACAAAAAAUUUAAAAUUUACCUCAGUCCAGCCAAAACUACUAAAAUUUUAAUGUUUUAGGUAGAAAAAUAACCUUAAAUAGCAUAAAAAUGCUUUUAAAACUUGAAGUUUAAAAAAAAAUUUCAAAAAUUUUAAAAGUUUUAAAUUCUCGAAAAAUUUGUAUUUUUUCAAAUUUUAAUUAAAAACUUCAUUUUCAGACCUAGACUAUGGACCAGGAAUUGUGCAAAAGCUCCGCGAACGCUUUGCCAAACUAUCCUCAACUCCACGAGCUGAACAACAAAUCAACCAACAGCCAAAACGACGAUUCGCUUCUGUUGAAGCACCAAAACAACAUCAACACAUCGAAAAUGGCUUCCAAACACUUCCGAGAAUGGAGUAAGUACUAUUUUUUAAUUAGAAAAAUCAGUUUUUAAAUUUUCGAGAAGUUACUGCACUGUGCAGGACCAUUUUUUUAAUUGAUUGCACCGUGCAAGCUUUAUUUUUACCCCACUGCACUGUGCAAGCCCAAUUUAUUACUGACUGCACCGUGCAAACCCCUUUUUUAUCACUGCACGGUGCAGUCAAAAGUGAAAUCGCAAAGGUGUGGGAUUUUGUUAGGAGCUUCCGAACAUUCUAGAAUUCGCGACAUAGGUUCCCCAGUCUUCCGCAGCUGGACGCUCUGAAUUUGCGCAAUCUUUUUUCUUCCUUCAAAUCCCUCGAAUUUCAUUUGUCGUCAAAUCUCUCGCGAUUUCUUUGCUUCGUUGGCCAUCUCUUGGUUUCCUUUGAUUUAUACCGGGGUAUCGCGACUGCACUGUGCGGCAACUUUUUUUUGACAGGGAAAUGUGGCUUGCACUGUGCGGCAACAUUUUGAAUGGGAAAAGUGGCUUGAAUAGCGUAGUUGACUUAACUAGACUUUGCACUGUGCAGGCGGAUAAAAAAGGGGUUUGCACGGUGCAAUCGGUUUUAUUGUUAUUUGCACGGUGCAAAGGGUUUUCUCAAAAAAAGGUAAAGAUUAUUGAUGAAUCUGAGAAACGUUUUGAAUUAGACCUGGAGAGAAAAUAUGGUUUUUUUAAACUUUUUAAGUAACGAAAAUUUUUUUUAAAAAUUUUAAUUUUUUAAAUAAUAAUGUUGCAUUUUUAAUGUUAUCCUUGACGUUUUUGAUUAAUUCAAAAAGUUAAUUUGCCUUAAAUUGGCCAAAAAACUUGUAAACUAUUCUCAAGACUUCAAUUAAUCUUUUAACAUCAAUAGUAUUAUACUACAUCGGCCAAUUCGGCCAAUAAAUCCAUUGGAAUUGGCCAAGAACACCAAAAUUUUCCUAAAAUUUCAAAAAAUAAUCAAAUAAAUUACCUUUUUUCAGCACGACCCAGAUAUCCGAUUGCAUGAAUUCGGCAUCAUCAACAGGCUACAGUUCGGAAGAGUCGAAUCCAUCAGAAGCCAGCUUCAAAUCCGACUCGAAAUCACAAAAAUCGAGCGGAACUUCGGAGGAUCAACUGGAGAAACCCGAAAUCUCGGAUCCAACUCAAAUCGUGCAGCCAAUCCGAUCGUUGCGCGAGAAAUUCGAACGUCAAAACGUGAAUCAGAAUCCGACAAAGAAUGUACGAACUGUGGUAAGUUGGAUUAUGGACCUUAUUUUAGGAAAAAAGAGGGUUUUGGAGGUUAAGGGCGGCUACUAUAAUAUCGGAGCAGUGAAAAAAAUAGUUUGCAAAAAUUAUUUUCGAAUUUUAAAAUUUAAAAUUUUUUUUUACAUCAAGAACGCUAAGUUUUGAAAACUUUUUCAUUUUCGGCCGAAAUCGAACGAAAUAGAUAUUUCAAGCUGUGCCCUGCGUUUUAUAGGAAGUUGCAGCCUGCAGUAUCGUACAUAUUUGGUGAAAUAUGGGUAGUUUUAUGAAGGGAAUAGUCAAAGUGGUUUGUAAAUGGUAUAUUUUUGAAAAAGGCACUGAAUUUAAAAAAUCUUGACAGUCUUAUAGAUAUUGAUAUUGUUUUAGAAGGUAUAACGCUUUUUAACGCCAAUACUUGUAUACAUCAGCUUAUCCUUAGUUGCAUUGUACGUUUGUGUAUAUGUUGUGUAGUAAUAGUGUUUGUUUAGUAUUCACCACGAUCUUCUUCAUGCCACACCAGCCUUGUCGCCCAGUAUCCGCCGAAGAAGUCGACGAGGAAGAAUAGCGAAAGUACUGUAACAUUUGACAGUACGAGCGAAAUCAGUACCAGUAGCAGCCAAAAAGCACCAUUAAGGCGACUUUCGAAGCCCCAGUUGGCUGUACCUACAUUUACUACGGAAUACGGAGUUAAUGGAACUUGUAGUCCUAAUGGGAAGAUUUUGACGAGGAAUGGUACCAAUAGCAAUUCGUCGAGUUCUAGUACAAAGGAAAGUGGGUACAGUACUGGAAAUGCAACUGAGAGUAUUAGAAGUAGUCGUAGAAGCUCAGAAAGUAGCCGGGCUGGAUGUUACGUGCUCCCAAAUGACCGAAAUCACCUUCAAAAUGGCAGAGAACAGCUCCAAAAGGACCACAAUUGGGAGAAAAGUCAAAGAAACGACCUCCCAAAUAGUACUACUAGGACUCAAAUCAACGUGAAAUGUAUUCAACAUGUCGGAAAUGGUAAUGAGAGUAAUGGAAACGAGAGAUUCAAAGUGGAUGUUCAGAAAAAGAGCAUGGUAUCAUCUCCACCAUCACCCCAGUCUUCGACCAGCGAAUGUCCAUCGACCAAAAGUAACGAACAAGAGGUAAAAACCAGGAAAAUUUUUAGUAUAAUAGACAAAAAAUUAAUCAUCAGAGAAGUUGAUGCUCAUGUCGAUGGGGAUUUCGACUAUUUUCCGGUAUUUUAG
Bursaphelenchus okinawaensis is the source of this 7981-nucleotide messenger RNA. The record is from the annotation of a GenBank genome assembly. Lineage: Eukaryota; Metazoa; Nematoda; Chromadorea; Rhabditida; Aphelenchoididae.